UAUUUUCAUCACUCAAGGAAUGAAAAUGAAAUCACUAGUAGCUGUUCUGUUGUUCGUCGCAUGUGCGGCUUCUGUCCCGCUCUCGGACAAUUUCCUGGACCAGAGUUGGCAAACAUAUAUGAAAUUAUUUAAUAAAAAAUACAAUACGGCAGAAAAUGAAUUCGUUAGACGUGUCAUCUGGGAAAAGAACCUUCAAUAUGUAAACCAACACAACCUUGAAGCUGACAUGGGCCUCCACACUUACUGGCUAGGACUCAAUGAAUAUGCUGAUUUGGAAAACAGGGAGUUUGUACAGAGAAUGAACAAUUUGAUUCCCAGGAAUCUCACUACCUACAAACCAAAAUUGAUUUUUGCCAACGAUAACAUCAAAGACUUACCUGACACAGUCGAUUGGAGAACAAAAGGUUACGUCACAGAGGUUAAAAAUCAGGCUCAAUGUGGUUCUUGCUGGGCAUUCUCUACAACUGGUUCUCUGGAAGGACAAAUAUUUAAGAAAACUGGAAAACUGGUUUCUCUCUCAGAACAAAACUUGGUUGAUUGUUCCGGAUCAUUCGGAAAUAACGGCUGUGAAGGAGGACUGAUGGACAAUGCAUUCAAAUACAUCAAGAAGUUUGGCAUCGAUUCUGAAGCAUCUUAUCCAUAUGAAGGAAGAGACGCCAAAUGCCGAUACAAGAAAAGUGAUGUAGUUGCUACAGAUACCGGCUACGUCGAUGUCAAAUCUAUGAGUGAGGACUCUCUACAAAGUGCAGUUGCCAAAGUUGGCCCCAUUUCUGUAGCUAUCGACGCUGGUCAUCUGUCAUUCCAGCUCUACAAACACGGCGUUUACAAGGAAUCUCGAUGCAGUGCCACAGCCCUUGACCAUGGUGUGCUUGCUGUUGGUUAUGGUACUGAUAAUGGUCAGGAUUAUUGGCUCGUGAAAAACAGCUGGGGCGGCAGUUGGGGUGUGAAAGGAUACAUAAAGAUGGCUCGUAACCAAAAUAAUAUGUGCGGCAUUGCUACCCAAGCAAGUUACCCGACUGUGUAAACAACAAAAUGAAUACUUUGAUAAAUAAAACUAUAAAUCACA
Molecule: messenger RNA, 1066 nt
Organism: Octopus bimaculoides (California two-spot octopus)
Lineage: Eukaryota; Metazoa; Mollusca; Cephalopoda; Octopoda; Octopodidae
Product: cathepsin L-like peptidase
Biological process (GO): proteolysis
Molecular function (GO): cysteine-type peptidase activity
Source: RefSeq, a predicted model, not a curated record